Molecule: messenger RNA, 635 nt
Organism: Chrysochloris asiatica (Cape golden mole)
Lineage: Eukaryota; Metazoa; Chordata; Mammalia; Afrosoricida; Chrysochloridae
Product: guanylate-binding protein 4-like
Exons: 3
Biological process (GO): defense response to Gram-positive bacterium; defense response to protozoan
Molecular function (GO): GTPase activity; GTP binding
Source: RefSeq, a predicted model, not a curated record
GUAGAAAUCCCAAAAUUGAAAAUUCCAACCGGCCUAGAGAAUGUAUCAGGCAUUUCUUCCCAAGAAGGAAGUGCUUUGUCUUUGAUCGUCCUACAAAUGACAAAAAUCACUUGGCACACAUUGAAGAUGUGCCAGAUGAGCUGCUAGAUCGUAAUUUCCUGGUGCAAGCAGAAAAAUUCUGUUUUUACAUCUUCAGCCAAGCAAAGACCAAGACCCUGAGACAGGGAAUCAUUGUCACUGGGAACCCUGUGCAGAAGGCAACUGACCACUACAGUCAGCAGAUGGCCCAGCGUGUGAGGUUUCCCACAGAGACGCUUCAGGAGCUGCUGGAUAUCCAUGCAACCUGUGAAAAAGAAUCCAUUGCAAUCUUCCUGGAGCACUCAUUCAAGGAUGAAAAUCAUGAGUUCCACAAAAAACUUAUGCAAUCCAUAGAAAAAAUGAAAGAUGACUUUGUACUGCAGAAUGAAGAGGCUUCUGUGAAAUACUGUCAAGCUGAGCUGCAGCAGUUGUCAAAAGUCCUGAUACAAAGCAUUUCGGGAGGAAUUUUCUCUGUUCCAUGUGGACAUACUCUCUAUUUAAAAGCAAGGAAAAAGGUUGAAGAAGACUAUGCACGAGUGCCCAGGAAAGGAGUUAAG